Sinocyclocheilus rhinocerous is the source of this 884-nucleotide messenger RNA. Its product is annotated as protein arginine N-methyltransferase 3-like. The transcript is spliced from 6 exons. The record is from RefSeq and is a predicted model, not a curated record. Gene Ontology annotation, cellular component: nucleus. Gene Ontology annotation, biological process: peptidyl-arginine methylation, to asymmetrical-dimethyl arginine; chromatin remodeling. Gene Ontology annotation, molecular function: histone methyltransferase activity; protein-arginine N-methyltransferase activity. The annotation marks the transcript as partial. NCBI's taxonomy places the organism in Eukaryota, Metazoa, Chordata, Actinopteri, Cypriniformes, Cyprinidae.
GGCUACUUCCUGUUGUUUGAGUCGAUGCUGGAUUCUGUGCUGUACGCUAGGGAUCGGUACCUCGCAGACGAUGGGUUGGUCUAUCCAGACCGCUGCAAUAUCAGCCUGGCGGCAGUGGGGGACACUCAGAAACACUGUGACCGCAUUGCAUUCUGGGACGAUGUGUAUGGCUUCAAGAUGAGGUGUAUGAAGAAGGCUGUGAUACCAGAGGCAGUAGUGGAGAUGUUGAAGCCUGAGACGGUCAUUUCAAAGCCUGCAGUGGUUAAGACUAUUGACUGUGGCUCUGUGACUGUGUCUGAGCUAGAGUUCACUGUAGACUUCAGCUUGAAGAUAACGGCCUGCACCUUCUGUACAGCCAUCGUGGGCUAUUUUGACAUUUUCUUCGACAAGAGCUGCGGAAACAAGAUCAUGUUCUCCACUGCUCCAGACUGCACCAAGACUCACUGGAAACAGACGGUGUUCUUACUAGAAAGCCCUAUCCCUGUCAAAACCGGAGAGGAACUUCCAGGUCAAAUCGUAGUGCAUAAGAACAGAAAGGACCCCAGAGCGCUGCUGAUCACACUUGACAUCGCUGGCCGGAAGCAAACCUACAGCCUCCAGUGAAGAAGUUGUUUUAUUGGGGGGAAAACACAUACUUGGAGCAAUGCAGUGUUUAAUAACUGAAACAUCAUAUUAAAAAGUUUUUCUACCAAACAUCAAUCAUUCGUGGGUUGUACAUUGAGCCAUAUUGGAAGUUGUUCUCUCUGUGACAAUUAACAGGACCGUACACUGAGUCAACAACUUGGGCAACUAAUGAAAGUCAGAUUUUGUUUUAAACCUCUUAAUGUUCAUAUAUUAGGGCCUGGAAGAAGUCUGAUUUCCUACUUGUUUGAAUAAUGACUGAG